AUGGGAAAAAGUAGCAAGGACAAAAGAGAUCUUUAUUACAGAAAGGCCAAAGAGCAGGGAUUUAGAGCUCGCUCUGCAUUCAAGCUGCUGCAGCUUGACGAGCAAUUCCAUUUUCUGGAUAACGUCACCAGAGUAGUGGAUCUCUGUGCAGCACCUGGGUCGUGGUCACAGGUGCUCUCCAGACGUCUCUUCGAAGGAGACACUGAAGACAACGCUUCGAAACGUAUUGUCGCUGUGGAUUUGCAACCGAUGUUUCCCAUUGACAAUGUCACCACGAUACAGGCCGAUAUCACGCAUCCCAAGACUUUGAACAAAAUUAUGGAUCUUUUUGAAGGGGAGAAGGCGGAUUUUGUGUGCAGUGACGGCGCUCCCGACGUAACGGGACUUCAUGAUUUGGAUGAAUACGUUCAACAACAAUUAAUUUUAAGUGCACUGCAAUUGACCACCUGCUUGCUGCGCGAGGGCGGUGUGUUUGUUGCUAAGAUUUUCAGAGGCCGUGAUAUCGAUAUGCUCUAUUCCCAGCUCAGUUACCUUUUUGAGCGAGUGGUCUGUGCCAAGCCAAGAUCUUCCCGGGGUACGUCAUUAGAGAGCUUUGUUGUGUGCAUUGGGUAUAAACCACCCCAGAACUGGAAGCCUUGCUUAGAUGUAAACAUGUCAGUGGAAGACUUCUUCCAAGGUUGUGAGAUUGGCAGAUUGAGCCUGAGUGACAAGUUACCGGACUAUAAAGAGGAGCCAAGAAGUAUUGCCGAAUUUAUCUCCUGUGGCGGCCUGGAUAGCUUUGAUUCGGACGCUACCUAUCACGAUGUGCCUGCCGAUUCAACUGCUUUAGAUCCUGUUCAACCUCCAACGAAUCCACCCUACAAACGUGCUCUAGAGUUGAAACGUAAGGGAAUGUUCACGCGAACGAUAUAG
Lachancea dasiensis is the source of this 912-nucleotide messenger RNA. The record is from the annotation of a GenBank genome assembly. NCBI's taxonomy places the organism in Eukaryota, Fungi, Ascomycota, Saccharomycetes, Saccharomycetales, Saccharomycetaceae.